GGCAUUCAUUUGCCGAUCGGUUGGUUCGCCGAUAAAAAAUACAAUGGAUUCGCGAAACCAAAUGCUAGAAAAGUUAGCCAACAAUUGUUGAGCGCAAAGAAAGUUAGUGAAGACGUGAAGUACUCGCAUAUGUUGAUGCAAUUCGGACAGUUCCUCGACCACGACAUCGACUUCGCUAUGCCUUCCGUUAAAUUGAUUCGAUCGAGCGCUUCGUGUGGCAGUGGACUGACAUCGGUAGCGAUGGGCACUUUGAUGCCUCGGGAACAGGUGAACCAAUUGACUUCAUUCAUUGAUGGCUCUAAUGUUUAUGGCAGUACAUCAAGUCUUGCCAAUCAGUUAAGGGACAAACUUGGAAGAGAUGUCGGACUAAUGCGCUCAAAGAUUAUCAAUGGAAAACAAUAUUUGCCUCAAAACGAGGCUCGACUGCCCAAUGACUGCCAACAGGACCCCAAACGGUCAGACUUUGAUUGCUUUUUAGCCGGAGAUUUCAGAGCUAACGAACAGUUGGGUCUCUUGACUAUGCAUACACUUUGGCUCAGAGAACACAAUCGAAUCGCUAAACAGUUGUCUGUUUGGAGUGGAGAACAAUUCAUUACUUUCCACCAUUGGUUGCCUCACAUCUUGGGCCCAAACGUAACUAAUCUU
Molecule: messenger RNA, 645 nt
Organism: Medioppia subpectinata
Lineage: Eukaryota; Metazoa; Arthropoda; Arachnida; Sarcoptiformes; Oppiidae
Source: the annotation of a GenBank genome assembly